Molecule: messenger RNA, 1072 nt
Organism: Pelagomonas calceolata
Lineage: Eukaryota; Pelagophyceae; Pelagomonadales; Pelagomonadaceae
Source: the annotation of a GenBank genome assembly
AACCUGGCCUAACCUGGCCACCUUGCCCCUAAAGCCACUCAUUUUCGCUCUGCUCGCGUUCCGUAAAAGUUUCAUUCUGGUCGUCGACACUCGAAAGAGCGCUUCUUCGCUAUCUAUCCGCCGCGCGCGCGCGGCGCCCGUGGCGCCCCGCCACCAAAAGAGCUGUGGCCCAUUGAGUGCCUCUUUCCGCCGCGCAGGGACACAAACCAAACAAGCAUGGCCGGCAAAACCUUCGCCGACGACGAGCAACCGCUCCUCAAUGAGCAGAAGCCCAAGUCCUCGCUGACGCGCGUCGCCGUCCUCGCCGUCGCGUGCUCGUUCGUCCUCGGUUCCGUGGCCGGUACCGUAGUCCACCGCGGCGGCCACCCGUGUGGAAUACGCGCCGCACGCCGUCGACGCGACGUUGGCCCCGGGAAUCGAACACGUGGUCCAGGAGGCACCACGCUAACGAAGAAGAGAAGUUAAGCGGCCCGUAGCGCGUUAUAAGUUGUUUUCCCCACACAGGCGGCCGCGUCGGAGCCAUGACGCGCCUCGACGACGUCGCUUCCAAGGACAUCACCGCCGACCAGAUUACGGGCGAGGACGCGCCCGCCCCGGCCCCGGCGCCCGGGUCCGUACCCAAGCAGAUGCCCACUAGCUGCUAUGAAGGGGGUCAUCUGGCGGGCUAUGGAACGGAUCUCGCCAUGGAGGGAAAGUCUUCCGACUGCUCCUUUAUGAAGUUUGCUCCUGCUACGGACUGGGCUACCUUUGGGGAUGGAUCUUAUGACGAUAGUUGGAUCUUAUGCCUCUUCCCCGAAGGUGUCCACGCAGCGCCGGGGUGCCAACAAGCGCAUUGCUCCUCGCCGGAGGUUUGCGCGAGAGAGGGCGGCGAGAACCUGGGGCAACCCAAGCACCACGACGGCGCGCUCGCCUGGUCGACGGGAUUCGCGGCGGUGACGGUCGCGGCCUCGACGGUCGCCUUCCUCUAGUCCGUCGCUACGUGCAGUGGUACGUCUCCCCUCCCUCCCCCCGCGCUGCGCCGUCGUACUUCUCUGUACUUCGGACGCGCACAACGUAUAAAACCCUUUAGUGA